This is a messenger RNA of Acanthochromis polyacanthus (spiny chromis), 1192 nucleotides long. It is a transcript of the gene endou2, whose product is annotated as endonuclease, polyU-specific 2. Bases 237 to 1088 code for a protein of 283 amino acids. NCBI's taxonomy places the organism in Eukaryota, Metazoa, Chordata, Actinopteri, Pomacentridae. The record is from RefSeq and is a predicted model, not a curated record. The transcript is spliced from 7 exons. Gene Ontology annotation, molecular function: RNA endonuclease activity.
GGCUUUCUCCACACACACUGACCGGACUGUUGCUAUGCCCGUGAAGACACCUGCUCUCACAAACACAGGAAACCAGCACCGGCAGCACCUGACCAACCCCGAGAAGCUUCACUGACCCUCAAACCGUUCGGCAGUUUCUCCUCACCGAAGCAUAAAAGCAAAGGAGAAAGACACACAACCAAACCAUCCACAACACAUUCAUUGCGGGACCAAGAACACGACUAAGCGGUGGCACCAUGAUUGAGAGUGACAGAGAGCUGUCGACCAUGGUGCAGGAGCUGUGGGACAACGACGUCAACAGACUCAAACCGGGGAAAGACUACAGGAUCUCUCUGCAGGGCAAAGCUGGAGACAGCAUGGCCAUCAACGACAACAACGACGGAGCAGGAUAUCCUCUGUUUACAUUUGUCGACGAGAACAUUUUCAAAAAGGAGACUUUUUUAACCUUUAUCUCCCUGCUGGAUAACUAUGAGAGUGACGCUGGCGAGCCAGAAAUUGUAACCCCUGAGGAGGUGGCAGAGAACCACAAGUUCCUGGACUGCAUCAUGCAGACUCCCACUAUGAAGAUUGCUCAUAAAUACCUGGUAGAGAAGCACCUUUCUCCCAAGGACGAGACGCAAUUCAAGGAGCAGCUGUACAGGAUCUGGUUUGAACUUUACGCGAGGAGAGGAUCCAGCAGACCGGACUCUUCAGGGUUUGAACACGUGUUUGUCGGGGAGACCAGAGGAGGCCGGACUGUCAUUGGUUUUCACAACUGGAUCCAGCUCUACCUACAAGAAAAACUGGGACACAUUGACUACAAAGGCUACAGUGUUAACGCCAACUCACCUCAGCCAGACGAGAACAAACACAUCCUGGCGCUACAGUUCAGCUGGAAGAACGGUAUAAAGCCUAAGGGCAGCAUCUUCAUCGGCGUCAGUCCAGAGUUCGAGUUCGCCCUCUACACUCUCUGUUUCCUCACCUCGCCCAACGAGCGGGUUAAAGUCCAGUUCAGUUUUUAUGACGUGGAGAUAGUUUGCCACCACUACAACCAAAAGCACAUAGGCACCACCUACCCUGUGCUCCUCAGGUACCAGAACCCAAAGUAGCUCGACUGAUCGAGCUGAGAUGUAGCUUCUCCAACAACGGAGGUUGCAUUUAACAGGAAUUGUUGUUGUCUUUUUAUUUUAGAUAAAGAUACAAUAAAACCUUA